UAAAAAUUCAAGCGUGAGGUUGUGCGUCCCGCGGUAUUUUCUGUGUUUCCUUCCUACCCCUUUAUGUUGCACCUUUUUACUUAGUGGCGUUACUCGGUUCGGGCGGCUCUGUGUGCCUUUCUUUUCCCGCGAGUGCGCUAUUGAUGGUGUGUUAGUGUGCGUGUGAAGACUCGGUCCAGAAAAGUGAUUUGGCGUCGCUAACGACAGUGGUGUGUGACUGCGUGUGUUUGUGUGUACGCGCGCGGUUGUUAUGCUGAGCGCGGUGCGUGGCUUGUGACGACGACGGCAAUUUAAGCAACCGCAAGUACUUUUACCCCGUUUCCGAGUGUAUCAGUUUGAUUGUUCGCCGGCACCAUGUUUGAUGUGUUCGGAUCCGUGAAGGGUCUGCUGAAGCUAGACCAGGUCUGCAUUGACAACAACAUAUUCCGGCUGCACUAUAAGGCCACGGUGGUCGUCCUGAUCGCCUUCUCGCUGCUGGUCACCUCGCGCCAGUACAUUGGCGAUCCGAUCGAUUGCAUCGUCGACGAGAUUCCGCUGAACGUGAUGGACACUUACUGCUGGAUUUACUCGACGUUCACCAUCCCGAACCGGUUGACCGGGAUCGCCGGCAAGGACGUCGUGCAAGCGGGCGUUGGGAGCCACGUCGAAGGUCUCGACGAAGUCAAGUAUCACAAGUACUACCAGUGGGUGUGCUUCGUGCUGUUCUUCCAGGCCAUGCUCUUCUACGUGCCGCGCUAUCUGUGGAAAACGUGGGAAGGUGGCCGCAUCAAGAUGCUGGUGCUUGACUUGAACAUGCCGAUCAUGAACGAGGAGGCGAAGGAGCGCAAAAAGAUCCUGGUCGACUACUUUGCGGAUAACUUCAAGGGCCACAACUUCUACGCCUUUCGGUUCUUCUUCUGCGAGGCGCUCAACUUUGUCAACGUACUCGGCCAAAUCUACUUCAUGGACUUCUUCCUGGACGGCGAGUUUUCGACAUACGGUAGCGAUGUGGUGCGCUUCACGGAGAUGGAACCGGAGGACCGCGGCGACCCGAUGGCGCGCGUCUUUCCGAAGGUCACCAAGUGUACCUUCCACAAGUACGGUCCGUCCGGAAGCGUGCAAAAGUUCGACGGGCUGUGUGUGCUGCCGCUGAACAUCGUCAACGAGAAGAUCUACGUGUUCCUGUGGUUCUGGUUUAUCCUGCUCACGAUCCUGACCGGCAUCUCGCUGAUCUAUCGCCUGGCCGUGAUCAUGAUGCCGCGGCUGCGGCUGCUGAUGCUGCGCGCCCGUUCCCGGCUGUCGGCCCACGAAGAUGUCGAGCUGAUAGCGUCCCGGUGUCAGCUGGGAGACUGGUUUAUCCUGUACCAGCUGGGCAAAAACAUUGAUCCACUGAUCUACAAGGAGAUCAUCUUCGAUCUGGCACAGAAGGUGGAGGGCAAGGAGAUUGUCUAGAACAUUCAGCCCGUCCCCGCACAACCUGACGGGAGGAGGAACCGCAACGAAGCCCGCCAUCGUAUCGGAUUUCCGUGUGAAUCUUCCUCCAGUUUUCCUUCGCCUUCGCCACUCACCUUUUUAGCACCACCGACAAGCGCCGUGUAAAGCCUUCUCUGACCCCGCAUUUCCUGUGCAGAAAACGUCUCAUAAGCUGACCACAUGAAGAAGAAAAAAACGAAAACGGAUGCCGAAUGAAUCAUUGAACCUGAAUUUGCUCCCUCUCUCUUGCUGUCGAUUCUGCAUUCUGGCCCGCCCGUGCCAGCGGAACCCACAGACAGUGGGAGAAGAACUGGAAAUCGUCCGCCCAGAAGAAGCAGCAACGGUUGCGAUCCGCGCACAUGGAAGAUGUCGAAGAUCGUUUCCACCGAGCUCAUUUCAACGCGCUCUUUUCUCACCAUAUGCGCAGGCUCGGAAGGAAGGAAUCAUCUUCAGCAUCGUCGGUUGCUCUGGCCGCUAUCAUUCUCUCGUUCUUUCCCUCGUUCCCGUAGCACCGGCGCAGGAUAGGACUCGUCGCCCAGAUAAUCCAGAUCGAUCCAAACAACCAAACCAAGAGCAAAGUUUCCAUGUUGUGCACCCAACCGAAUUGAGAGAGAGAGAGAGAGAGAGCGAACAAAUGAUCGAUGACUCCGACCGGCACCGUUUCGACGAAAAGAUCGACAUGGGCCUCAUCUGCAUCCAUCUUGCGUCGUGUUUUAGUGCGCUGCUCCGUCAGCGAAUCGAUCGCCGUAACUCGAUUUUAGGAAGAAAGUAACCCACAACAGUCCUCCGGGGGCGGAAACCGUUGUGCCCCAGAGAUGAGCCCCACAAGACACACACGACGCUGUACUGUUUUGAAAGCAACACAUUCCUACUGCAAACCUCACCAGACUGUAUCGACGAUGAUAGAUUUUAUCGCUAUUAGACUGUGUAUCGACGGACGGCCGACAUGGUUCUAGCUAAGGAUCGAGAAUAAGCGAAAAUCAUUUCUCCUUUUCGAAUAUGUCUUUACUGUAGAAUAAGUACGACGCAAACGAAACGAUAGAAAACUUACUCUCGCAAAGUAGCUUGCGCAAUUACAUUGGCAAUUACACUCCAUUCUAAUUGUAGUUCUCUAUUACGCUGGAUUUCGUGAUACUGCCAUGAUGCCAUACGAAGAGCGCGGACCGGCGGCAGAGUGUGUUUUCCGGAAGGCCAAUGUGUCGUAUGCGUACAGACUUUGUAAUUCGCUUCCGGCGGUGAUGCUUUCAGAAGCACCAGACUAGCAGCAAGUCCACCAGAGACAGUUCAAGAGUCGCCUCUCGCGAAACGUAUCGUGCAACGAGCACUGGCAUAGAUUUAGUAGCCAUUCAAGCAUGCAUUCAACAAUAUUUAUAAGCGUGUGGUCAGAGUGCGGCAAAGUGGAAGGGAACUUCCUCGGUUGAUUCCGUUCCGGUUGCUGUUGGCCCGGCACGGGCAGCAGCAACCAUGAUAGAUCUUUUCUUGUUUUAGUAUGUAGCAUCAGCGUGUAUUCGGCGUGAAAUUUCAUUUUAAUUCAUUUUAUUUUAAUUUAACUCUCUCAAACCGAACCGAAAUCCGGUGCUCCGGAUUUGUUUUAAUUGCGAUAAGACCACUCGAAACGCGCGAGUGUGUGUAACUGGCGAAUAUUUAUUGUUUAUCGAGGGACGGCAUCA
Anopheles cruzii is the source of this 3122-nucleotide messenger RNA. Its product is annotated as innexin inx2. Gene Ontology annotation, cellular component: gap junction; plasma membrane. Lineage: Eukaryota; Metazoa; Arthropoda; Insecta; Diptera; Culicidae. The transcript is spliced from 3 exons. The record is from RefSeq and is a predicted model, not a curated record. Gene Ontology annotation, biological process: phototransduction. Gene Ontology annotation, molecular function: gap junction channel activity. Bases 355 to 1431 code for a protein of 358 amino acids.